Messenger RNA from Xyrichtys novacula (pearly razorfish), 11068 nucleotides. The record is from the annotation of a GenBank genome assembly. NCBI's taxonomy places the organism in Eukaryota, Metazoa, Chordata, Actinopteri, Labriformes, Labridae.
AUGAAGAGGAGCAGCUGUCUGGUUUCUCUCUGCGGGCUCCUGGCUGCACUUUGUGCCGCUCAGGCCACCUACACACACCACUGUGAGUACCUGAGUGAUCCUCACCUGACUUUGUCCUGCUGUCAGCAUCUGUCAGCAUCGGCUGCUCUUUCACUUUCCUCACUUUACUGAAAACUCCUGAGAUUAUUUCAGAUUAUCAGAAAAAUCUGCUGUUUGGUUUGUCAGAGAUGGGACAGAGUUUAAUCUGACAGUGAUCUCAAAUAAGAAACGAAAACGUGACCUCAGGGCGAGGUUUUCCGUCAUGUCUGAGAAAUAAUCUUUAAACAGUUUAAUUGAUUUAGAAUUUAAUAAAAAAUGUUAAAAAAAAGUUCAGAGUACAAAAAAGUCAGCUGUUUAGGAUUAAAGAAUAAAAAAUGAGACGUUGUCUUUCUUGGGAUAAAUCUGAAAUAUUAACGAUAAAAAAGUUCUGAGGGUGUUUUUGUCGAUUAAAGUGGGAAUAUUAAGAGGAACGUGAACACAUACUACUCUAUAAAAACGGUUCUUUAAAUGAAUUUAAAGAGUUUAAAAAGAGAGAAAAUGUUCUGAGAGGACCUGAGUGAACAUUUUAAGAUUAACAGUCUUUAAAGAUAUCUAAAAAGAUUUUAAGUGUCUUUCUGUGAAGUUCAAGCUGAUGAUGAUUCUUAUGAUGAGUGGAGAAUCUAUUUAUAAUUGUAGAUUUCUAUAAAUGAGACGGAAAUGUUGAGGAAAAAAGAAGCUAGAGACGUUGUAUUGAUUAAAACUGAUUUUAAAUCUCUCACUUAAGUUUCUACAAAAGAGCAUCAAUGAAAUCCUGAAUUAGUUUUUUUAUUCUGUUUUCUAACAGAUUUAAAUUCUUCAUGAAAUCUGAGAUUUUAGACUCUGAUCUUAAAAUUCUAGUUUUUAUCUCAGGAUUGAAGCUUUAACCUAAAAUCUUUAAUCAUCAAAGUAAACUUACAAGAAAUCUGAAUUAUUAUUUUUAUAGUUUUUUUAAUUAAUCAGGUUUUGAAAAAUAAAGUCAAAAAGCUCAGGUACGAAGUUUAAGACUCGUAAACAAAGUUAAAGUUCAGUUAAAAAGUUCAAUUGUUUUCUUGAAUCUGAUAUUUUUGAUUCUUGAUUGAAGAUCUAAGAUUUUUUUUUCUUGAAUUAAAUAAUAAAAAAAAAAUCUUGAUGUUUUAGUUUUCCAACCUGCUGUAUCGAGUAAGAACAUCCAGUUUUAUUCUCUCCUCUGAUAAAAUAAUUUACAUUUUGAAUGUUUACGUCGUUUUUGCACACAGACAACGUUUCAAAUCAGAGAGAAUUACAAACUCUGAAUUUGUUUAAUUAAAUUUAACAGGAAUUAAACACGGAGGAACCAGAACUAAAAGAAAAACAAAGAAAUGAAGAAACAAAGAAAUCAGACGUUCACACAGAGACUUAAAAAAAACGCUUUUUAAAAAUAAUUAAAUGUUUUUUUUCUAUCUGAAUGAUGAAUUUUCCACAUACGCCACUCGACAGCAGCCUGUGCGCUCUGUGAGCAGGACGCACCUGUGGGCGGGGCCGUCCUGCCCUCACCUGUGGGCGGGGCCGUCCUGCCCUCACCCGUGGGUGAAGCCUGAACUUGAGCUGCUCCCGCCUCCUCAGGGAGGGAAGUUCUUACCUGACACGCUGUAGUUCACCUGAGUUCACGGACAGAUGAGUGACGGCUCAGAGGAGGACAGAAACGUGUGGAAACAGAGUUCUUCCUGAAAUACAGAGAGAACCAGAACCAAGUCAGAACCUCCUGAGCUGAGGUCCACCACACGUGUCAGAGCCGGUGUUGAUGAGCUUCAUCCUGAACGAUGGUUUAUGGUUCACUGUUUGUUUUUGGUGGUUUAAUGAAGAGGUGGAGACAGAUAUAUGUGUGUGCAGAACCUCAAACCAAAACACUGGAGCAGAUCUUCUCAUGGUGCUGUGAUGUUCCUGUUUAGUUAUUCUACAUCACAGCAGAUCUGGUGAAGAUCUGGAGCAGAUGUAAACCUGGUUUUCAGCUCUCAAAGUGGAUUUAUGAUCUUCUAAAGAGGAGAACACCAGAGUUCAUCAGGAGGACUUCAGUUUGAAUCAGAAACAAACCUGCUGCUCUUUAAGUGGACCACUCCUCAGGUUCUGGGAUCAGACUAUUACCUGGAUUCUUUGCGUGUACGUUGAUGAUGAUGCUGUCAGGUCCCUCAGGGUUCUGGAAGUGGGUGGGCUCUUCAGUGUUUCAUGUUGGAGGAAUCUUCUCAGACAGACACGAGUCUGAGUCUGUCUCAUUCCUGAGCGCUCAGGUGACCAUCAGCUGAGUCAAGGUGGAUCAGAUACCCUCAACCUCUCAGAACCAAACCGUCUGUGUGGAUCCCUGAACCAGAUCCCAGAGGAUCUGAGGUGAACCUGGUCCAACAGAUGGACCACAAACGAUCAGACUCCUCUGGGUGUGAACAGAAGUCUGUGUGGAACAUCUGCAGGAACAUCUCCAACUGAUGAGGUGAAGGUCCAACAGGUUAGUCACAUGACCGGGUCACCACUCUGUGAGAGACCGCGUGACUCUGGAGUGGAAACCACCGCAUGAACUCAGAAUCAGUUCAUCUACUGAUGAGGUUCAGAGCGGAUCAUGAGAGAGGAGGAGAACCUGUCCCAGGACCUGAAGAAGAGGACCCUCUGUUUGGACCCUGAGACGGGUCCCUCUGAGGUCGUUCUGAUUCCUGGUUCCUGUCCUGGUUCCUGUCCUGGUCCCUGUGGUCUCAGUUAAACUCCGUCUCUGUUGUUGUGAUUCUUCAUGUUUCUGCUCUCAGCGGUAACAAGCAGCAGCCUGUUGAAGCUGUCAGGACUUUAAACGUGGCUUUAAAGCGUCAGCGGCGGCGGCAGCGGCGGUUCCUCUGCUGUUUUAUCUCCUCUCAGGUCUCUUUGUGUGUCAGAGCUCAGGUUGGGCGUUGGCGGGUUUGGGUGGGGCCCUGUGGAGCCUCUGUGGAGCCUCUGGAUUUGUCUGCAGGGCUUUCUCUGAGAUUUCUGAACAAACCACAGAACAUCGGAGGAGCUUCUCUCUCUGUAAACAUCUCUAAACUCUGAUUGGUCGGAGGGAAAAGCUCGGCGGGACUUUCAGGAAACCCCGUUUAUUUUCACGGACAGGCGGCCCUCCCUACUUUAUUCAACACUCUGUUUCUUUCAUCCCAAAGACUGAAAUCACCUCUGCAUGUUCUGACAUUAGACCUCCAUGUUUCUGCACUCCUGAAUUCCAGACGAGUCGACUAUGAAGAGCGAGCGCUAACUCGGACUCUGUUUUUACGGUUUAUUAUGAGUAAACAAGAACAUUUGUCUUUUUAUAUUAUUUAAUUUGGUUUUUAUUCCACUAACAAAGUGCAGUAUCACUCACCAUGCGGCUGUUUUACCUUUUUAGUUUUUAUGUUUUUAUUUUUCUGUAUAUUAAAUUUAACAUCAUUCUGCGAUAUGGAGGCCAAGUGACGACAUUUCACUGCAAAGAGAAAUCACUGCAGUGUUUAAUUCAGCGCGAUGACAGAUAAAGAAAGUCGCAGUCAGAUGGUCUGUCCCAAAUCACGUACUUCCACACUAAAUAGAUUCAGUCGCGCAGUGAUUGAGUUUUGCAGAAUUAUCCCAAAUCGCUUACUGCCGCGCGGCGCCCUCAUCGGGAAUGACGACGCGAUUUUCUUCUUCUACGCCAGUUUGUCACCGGCUAGCUCUGCAUCAGCUAAUUACACCACCUUUUGCCUGCGUUCGUUCGUCCACUUUUGAGGUAAAAUCAGCAACAAAGUGAACGUUCAUCGCUCAUUUUUACGUCUCAGUCUGCGCCGACAUCGAGCGUCCACAGUCUGAUACUCAAAAUCUUGACCGGUUUGCGUUCGUCAUCCGGGUCCUUUUGACUACUCAACUUUCACAUACUGUGCACACUGUUUUUUUAAUUUUACGUUGAGUAUAUUAGUAUUUAGUAUGGAAGUAAACGUUAGUAUGCAUUAUGAGUUAGCCUGACCCUGACCCAGGAGAGGGAGGAGGAGGAGGACGAAGGUUUUGCCUAAACUGAAUCUAUAACUGAAUCUAUCUGCUCUACAGCUAUACUCAAAUGUGAAUGCAAUGGGAGAUCCAAGUACUGCCUUCGGGACUCAUUGGGUCUGCACUGCCUCGACUGCCAGGGAAACACUGAGGGACGGCACUGUGAGCGCUGCAAGGCCGGCUUCUUCCUGGAGGGGGCAGCAACGAGCUGCACACCCUGCCGCUGCAACCUGACAGGUACGAGGAACCGCGUUUCUCUAAAACAGUCCCAACAAUGAUCGGCUUUUUUCAGGACUCAUUUUGGAUGUCUGCACUUUUCUUUUCCAGGUUCUGUGACCAACACGUGUGACAGCAGGGGGCGCUGCACCUGCAAAGAAGGUGUCACAGGAGAUAAAUGCGACCAGUGCCAAGAUGGACCGAUCGGACCAAACGGCUGCAAGCAAAGGUGAAGACACACAUCCCUCUAGAUUCUUCAACUUCCUCUUUAAACUCCUUCAGAAGUUUAAUUCUGUUGAAACUUCAACCUUCUACCUCUUCACCCUUUAGUUCCUGUUAAUUUUAAUCUUUAAAAAUGUGACUGUCAGCUCAAAAUAGAGAUGAAGAAAAUGACGAAUGUCCUCAAAUGGGACGUAGUAGGAACCGAGGGUUAAACAAAUCUGGCGAGUCCUCCAGAAGAACCCGCACCAGUACCACUGUAAAAACAAACACUUGUAGACUGAGUCAGCGUUGGUCGGGUCUUGGCCUGAUGAAAAGGUCCUUCAGUGCCGAUGAAAACUCGGGUUUGGACUGACCCUCAUGUCUGUUGAGGCGGUCUGAGGUGAAGGUCAGUCCAGCAGAUAAAGCUCCAACUGGAGACUCAUCGUGUUGUUAAGAAAUUCAAAAGUUUGUAUCUCCAAGGACUCCAGGAGACCCCGUUUGGACUUAAGUUCUGUUUGGGUUCUUAGUUCUGUUCGGUUCUUAGUUCUGUUCGGUUCUUAGUUCUGUUUGGUUCUGACCCUUCGUGUCUCUUUGUUCGCAGUCGUCGCCCCAGACAGGACUCUGGAGGUCAGACCCUCGCCUGUUUCUGUUACGGCCACAGCACCAAGUGUUCGCCAAAGUCUGGUUACUCCGUCCACAACAUCACCUCCACCUUCACCACAGGUACCCUCCCUCCUCUCUGCCCCCCUAUGGUUUUACAUUUCAAAAUAAAAGCCCCUGUUUGCUGACCGACCCUUUUGUGUUUCAGGUCUUGAUGGUUGGAAGGCGGCGACGGUGAAAGGUGACACCCCCGAUGACGUUCACUUCCGCUGGUCACCAAAACACCAGGACGUGGAGGUGAUCUCCAAACACAGCCUUCCACUUUACCUGUACGCCCCAGGUGAGAACAGGCCACGCCCACCUUUUUAUAUUUACUCUCUUUGUCCUUUCCAUCCUUCCCGUGCUCGCUUGUCUCCUUGUCCUCUCCAUCAUCCUUCUUCGUAUCCUUGUCUCAUCAUGUUUUCAUCCUACAGCUUCUUUCCUCGGGAAUCGGUUGCUAAGUUACGGUCAGAACCUGACCUUUUUGCUGCGUCUGGACCGUGGCGUCCGUCAUCCGUCCACCAAUGACGUCAUUCUGGAAGGUUCCGGCCUCAGAGUCUCCACCUCACUGGGCGACCUGCGAUCCAUCGUCCCCUGUGGACAGAAGUUACGCUACAGCUUCAAGUAGGAGUUACACCUUUACCUGUGUUCUUUCUAGUGUCCAGCAGGGGGCGACCUCUCUGUCUAACUGUGUAGAACUCUAUGAGAAGAUGGUCCUACUUCUCAGUGGACCGUCUAAAUCUUUGACGAAGCUUUUCUAAACUGUGAAGGUUCUUGUGUGUCAGAGCGGAGGAACCUUUCUUUUGUAAUCAGAGCGAGUCCAAACCCAAACAGAGCCCGGGUUUUACCCAGAACCAAGACGUCUCAGAUUGUUCUGUGUUAGUGUGUUAAUGUGAACUCUCUCUGGACAGAUUGGACGAGGCUCCCAGCAGCAGAUGGCGGCCUCAGAUCUCCGCCCUCCAGUUUCAGACGCUCCUGCAGAACCUGACCGCCAUCAAGAUCAGAGCCACCUUUGGAGACAACGGUGAGUCGGACUUUGGCGAAGUUCCCCGGUUGAAGGAAAAACUCGGUCACAGUUUAAGUUUUGGUCUUUGGAUGUCGACAGCAGAUGCUGCUCACAUCUGGACUUCUCAGAGCUUGAUGCUGAUUGGUUUGUUGUCUUUCAGGACGUGGUUACCUUGACGACGUGAAGCUGAUGUCAGCCCAGCGUGGAGAGGGUACCCGGGCCCCCUGGGUCCAGACCUGCAGCUGCCCCCAGGGGUACGAGGGCGACUUCUGUGAGCGCUGCUCGGCAGGGUUCAGGCGCAGCGUCCCCGCAGACGGCGCCUUCAGCUCCUGUGAGCCGUGCAGCUGCAGGGGAGGCAGCUGUGACCCCCAGACCGGAGACUGCUACGCUGCUGAUGAGACCCCCGCAGAGCGCAGGUGCACAGACGGAUACUACAGGGACCCCUGGAGCCCCAGCACCUGUCUGAAGUGUCCCUGUCCAAAGGGAGUGUCCUGCUCGCUGGCCGUUGGCGCUCUGUGGCCUCAGUGUAACAGCUGUCCACCUGGAACCACAGGUAAGCCCAAAAAACGUCACCGACUGGACAUAAAGUCAGCGGACAUUCCUUACGGCACAGUUUCCACACAUUACUGAAGGUUACUUAAAACCGUUUUAAAUAAGUUUAAUAUAAAUAAGCUUUCAGUUUCUCUUUAACUAUCAUCACAUCAUCGACAUCGACACCAUCAGGACUCAGAGUCUGCUUCUCCUCUCAGGUUCAAACUGUGACGUCUGUCAAGAAGGUUUUUACGGCGGAUCCCCCAGGGGCGAUGGAGUACCCAGUCCCUGCAAGCCCUGCGAGUGCAACGGCCACAUCGACGUCAGCGUGGCGGGAAGCUGCGACCGUAAAACCGGUGAAUGUCUGAAGUGCGUGAACAACACUAGAGGAAGUAGCUGUGAGCAGUGUGAGCCGGGUUACUACCACGGCCGAGUGACGGACGCCUGCAAACGUAAGGAUGAGUCUGAACGAGGUCCUCUGACCAAACUGAUGAGAAGAACUUGAUUUAUCCCUGAGGGGAAACCGCGAUCACCACGAUGAUCCCCACUAACAGAUGAAUAUCUCUCUUCUUCACCCCCCAGCCUGUAACUGUGACCUCCAGGGCUCUGAGUCCACUCAGUGUGAUGAUCUGGGUCGCUGUCGGUGCAAACCGGGCUUUGAAGGUCCCAGGUGCCACCAGUCCAACUGCCCGGCCUGUUUCGCUCCCAUCAAAGUAAAGGUAAAGUUCCUCAUAAUCAAACUGGAAAUGGAAAGGUUCGGUCUGUCGUUGAAUUUCCUCGCUCAAGUUUCCUCUCAAAGUUUAAGUUUUCACCUCUUUGACCUUCUUCUCGGGGGUCUGCUGAGCUGGGAUGUCAGGGUUGUAAGUGUCUUUGUUAAUCCUGUUUCAGAUGGGGGUCUACACCAUCAAACUGAAGGAGCUGGAGUCUCUGAUGAAGGGGGAAGUAAAACCAGCCAACAGUGCCGAGAUGGAGGCCGCCCUGAGAGCCACAGAGGAGCUGGUGGAGGACCUGGAGGGCGAUGCCGAGAUGCUCGGAGGUGAGAGGUCAUUCCUACGUGUGCUAAAGGUGUUAAAGAAAAUACGUUUUCACUGAGGUCCUCUGACCACACCUCUUCUUACAGGACUGGAGAAGAACCUGCAGAAACGUCUCUCAUCCAUCAGCAAAAGUCAGCUGGCUGAGGGGCAGGACAUCCAAAACAUCGCAGACGCCGCUGACGACAUCAAAGAACGCCAGCAGACGUACAAGAACAAGGUGGACCAGGUCAAGGCUCUGUUGGAGGAGAUGAAACGCAAACUGGACCAGGCCAAGGCCGACAUGAGAUCCGCUGUAAGAUAUGACAGUACACACGACGCUAACAUGAACUCAAGAUAGUGAAGGACUUGGGUUUACUCUUUAGACUGCCUUUAACCCUUUUGGGACCUGAAGGAUCCUUUAGAAACCAAAGUCCACUCUUGGUGGUUCCUAGGACUGUUUCACGGUCUCUAACAGCUGAUCUUCUCUCCUCUCAGGAGUUUCCUCUUGGAGAUGCUCCUCUGGGAUCAAACCUCCUCUCCUCGUUGGUGAAAUCCGCCACCAGUCUGGCAGACACGUGAGUCCAUCGUAUUUUAUCUCUGUUAUUAUUGAUCGGUGAUCGGAUUUCCCUUAAACCGAGUGACAGAUGACCGUGUCUUAACUGGCCCCUCUCUGUUGAUCUUGCAGACAUCAGACAAAGGCCGAUGCUGUGGAGAAAAUCGCCAAUGACGCUCUGAGUGACUCCGAGAAGAGUCUGGGUCUGGUCCGGACUCUCAUGAACAGAGAGAACAAAGUCAAAGAGACGAUCGGAGACCUGAAAACACAGUGAGUCCCCUCUUCCUGUCCGUCCUGCUCCUGGUCUUUAGGCAUGUUCGACACUCAAAGAUAAUAUCGUCCAUGUUUGUUCAGGUACGAUCAGACCUCAGCCAGAGUGAAGGGUUUGGAGAACCAGGCCAGCCGACUGAGCGGCGAGGCCAAAGACGAAAGCAAGAUGGCGGAAGGCAUGCUGAGAGACAUCAGCAACAUGGAGCGAGGCAUCCCAGCGUCCCUGAAGGUAGGUCUCUACAAUCCAGAUCCGCUGACGCUAUGACUCUAAUCAGCGUCUCUAACCUCCUCUUGUUUUCCCAUCAUGCUCAGGGAGCCGUAGACGCCAUGGUGUCCAGAGUGGACGGGUUAAAGGACACCAUUAACAUCCCGGGUUUGCAGGCUCUGCAGGACGGACUGCAGAAAAGCAAGGUCUCAGCGAUGGACCAACUGGCAACGGGCAAGGCCGCCCAGAAGGUACUGAGGGAUGAUGGGAAUCUAGUCAAAUGUACGGUGGCCUUGAGGGACAAUUCCUCUGAGAAUAUUUGUGUUUUGUAAAAUAUUUUUCUCUUGGAAGAAUUUAGUUUGAUGAAAGGUUUUAAGACUCUUCAGACCAGGACUUUAUUCAUGUGGACGUCUGAACCUGGUUUGAGCCUUAGAAGAGUUUUUAAUGUCCCCGUUAAAUUUACCGGCGUGAAGCAGAUCAGACCCUGACUUUGAGUUUAGUCCUGGAUUUAAUCAUGUGGUUUUUCUCCGCAGGACUUCGAUAAGCUGCUCGGCAGGGUCAACGUGGCCAAAGCCGACACUGAAGGCGCUCUGCAAACCAUCAACGGAAACACCAAAGACCUGAACGACGCCUUGAGCGCCCUUCGAGGUAGAGACACUCACAGACAGACCGAUGCAGAGAAGACUCUUGCUUUUAUUGUGAAAAACUUGACUCCUCCCCCUUUUCCUCCUCAGGGUUUGACCAGCAGAUCGCCUCCAGCAAAGGUCUGGCCGACGGCGCCAUCUCACGCCUCCCAGGCAUCAGUGCCACCAUCCAGCAGGCCGUCAACAACAACGCAGAGACGGAGUCACUCCUGAAGGACGUGGAUGUGGAUUACAACAACGCGCUGGGAACCGUGAACGUGCUGGAGAACCUGGUGAACGGUCUGGAGGUGAGAAGAGCUUUAGAGUUUGAACUCCAACCUGAAGGUCCUCCCUUUUCAGAGGUCAUGAUGAAGGUCGUUUCCUUUCCUCUUUGUUCUGAGUGUUUCUGUCUUCUCUUCUUCAGGGAUCCUUCCAGUCUUUGCCGUCUCAUUCUGAUCUGCUGAGCGGCAUCUCCAAACUGAGCGGUGAUGUUCAGGGUAUGAAAGUGAGCACCAACGCAGCAGCUGGAGAGAUCAAAGCUGAGCUGGACGCUGCCCGGAUACUGCAGGACAACGCCAACGAGGUACCAGAACAAAGACCAGUCCCUCAGUCCCGUAUAUGUCACCCCAAGUCUCUGCAGAACUGGAACUAAAUGUCUCAAUGUCUUCUUCACAGGCUGCUGAGGGGGCGAGUUCAGCUUUAGGCGCCGCCAGACAGACCAGACAGGCUGUGGGAGAUACUCUAUCGAAGAUCAACGGCAUGCUGCAGAACAUCGGUGAGUUUUAACCCCCAACCUCCACCUUCAUCCUGAUCGUCUCCUAAAAGGUCGUAUCCUCCGAUCGUAGCUGAUCGUAACCAUUCAAGUUAACGUGUCAAUUUACACCGACUUCUUUCCGUUCCUCUGCGGAUCGCCGGACUCCUCAGCUGAUCACAAGAGUUCUAUUUUUUCUGGACGCCGGAGCAUGGCGGAUAAAUUCAGCACAGAUUAACCCGUGCUGGAAAGGAAGUCGGGCACAGACACAAAAUAAAACAUCCGGCUUCUUUUCAAAAUAAAACACACAUUUCAUUUCAUGAAGUCUAGAAGUAGAUUUCCUCCUCUGGAAGGACACAAUCUACUGCUUUUAUGUCUAUGUGUCUGUCUUUAGAGAGACAACUCGUUAUCGUGAGAUUGCUAGGAAUCCGCGGUGCUCGCAAUUCCUGCUGUCCGUAAUCUGCUACAAAAUUCACCUCACAAAUGGAUCCGGUCGGAAUUGGCGGAUGGUGAAAAUUGUUGCCUUUCCAGAUCUGAGCCGGUCCUGAUGGGUGUAAAUUGGGAGUAAGAAGAAAGGUGUCCUGACGUGGACUCUGAUGAUCCUCAAACCAUCAGGACUGUGCGCUCUUCCAUCUUUCCUCCGGAGAGACUCCGCCUCUUUUAUACUCGGUCAUGUUGACUCUGGAUGACACACAGUUGUUGUUCGUACUUCUGUCUCUCGUGCAUCUUGUGAGCGUUUGUCUUCCAUCUCGUUGUGUCGUCUCUCUGACCUUCUGUGUCUCUCCUCCUCAGGUCAAACCGGCACUUUUGAUGAGUCCAAGCUGAAGGAGUUGGAGGCGUCUGUCGCCAACGCUCAGAAGGAAGUGGAGGGGAAGCUGAGGCCUUUGUUCAAAGACAUGGAGGACAAGGAAGCCGCUCAGAGACGCCGUCUGAUUGCCAUCAACCACGACAUCGACUCCAUCCAGGGAGACAUCACUAACAUACACAACAUCCUGGACGCCAUCCCCAUCGGAUGCUACAACACUCUGCCCAUCGAGGAGGCCUAA